Messenger RNA from Oncorhynchus kisutch (coho salmon), 5061 nucleotides. Its product is annotated as ankyrin repeat and SOCS box protein 2-like. Bases 854 to 2767 code for a protein of 637 amino acids. Gene Ontology annotation, molecular function: protein binding. Gene Ontology annotation, biological process: intracellular signal transduction. The record is from RefSeq and is a predicted model, not a curated record. Lineage: Eukaryota; Metazoa; Chordata; Actinopteri; Salmoniformes; Salmonidae. The transcript is spliced from 10 exons.
UACAUUUUUGUCUCAUCAAGCAACAUAUUAUUUUGCCUAAUACUCUCAGAGUCUUUCGCAUGCCUUUUUGCAAACUCCAGGCAUGCUGCCAUGUGCCUUAUUCUUCAGGAGUGGCUUCCACCACUCUCCAAUAAAGCCAAGAUUUGUAUUCAGUGCUGUCGAGACUGUUGUCCGUCUGGCAGGUUCUCCCAUCUCAGCCAAGGAACUCUGUAGUUCUGUCAGGGUGGUCAUUGAGUUCUUGGUCACCUCCCUGAACAAGGUCCUUCUUGCCCAUUUGCUCUGUUUGGUCGGACAGACCACUGUGCUCUUGGAAACUUUCAAAACUCUAGAAAUGGUGUUAUACCCUUCCCCAGAUAUAUUCCUCAUCACAAUUCUCUCUUGGAGAUCUUCGGACAGUUCCUUGGUCUUUUACUCUGACAUGCACUGUCUAAUUUUUGUUUUGACAUUCUUCUUCUUCUUCUCCUGUGGGUUUUAUGGCGGACUACAACCCAAAAAGGUGUAUGGCCGCCACCAACUGGACUGGUUGAAAAAACAAGGUAAAAAUAACAUCCGUACAUGAUAGGGAAAACUAAAUGAUUCCACCCAAAUACAUUUGUAAAUUGACAAAAACAAAUCAAAACUCCCACUUCUUCAUUUCUUCAUCUCCCUUCUCGGGUUCUAGGUCCUGAGAGGGUUGUACGGCUUGCGACAAUACUCCAUUCAACUCCUCCUCCGAGAAAUCUUUCAGUCCCAGUGCCACCACAUUCACUGAUGCAGUUGUGCAGACUGAAGAUCCAUCAGCAGAUUGGAAUCCCCAGACUGAGGCACAUCGACACCCUGCCGCUCCCACCAAGACUAAUCAAGUUCCUCAACUAUGAAAAGAUCCAACAUGGCAGUUGCCAGCAUAUCUAUCCCUGGUUCCACGCCGGGCCACAAAAUGGGGUUUGAUGACUACAGUCUCUACAACAACCUGUCAGAUGACGAGCUCAUUCUGCUGGCUAUCGAACGCAGCCUCAGUGAUGCACACAAUGCCACUUCACCAAGUGAAGCCAGCAACAGCCCAACAGCUCUAGGCAGAAGAACAGUCCAGUAUAGGUCAAAUCCAUCCCCAACCAGGCCAAACACACCGAGGCAGGAACCAAGACAUAGGCCGCCUACUGCAAACCCAACUGACGCGGAACAGGACACUAUUGUGCAAGCAGUCCUGAAUGGUGAUGUGACUAUGGUUCAAGCUAUGGCUAAAAACAAUGCGAAUAACAUACUGUGGCCUGACAAGUAUGGAUGGAUCCCGCUGCACGAGGCUGCAUAUUAUGGCCAAGACCAGUGUGUUAGGGUUCUUCUUGGGGCUCAACCUAGUAUGAUUAACAAGUGUGACCUGAAAGGCCAGACUGCUCUCAUCUUGGCGGUGUACAGGGAAAAGGUGGCCUGUGUAGAGAUGCUUCUGGAGAAGGGGGCUGACCCAGACCUUGCCAACAAGGACAGAGAGACCCCACUCUACAAAGCUUGUGAAAGUGGUAAUGCUGAGAUUGUGGUCAUGCUUCUGAAUCAUGGUGCUGUGGUGAACAAACACUGCAUUCAGGGCUGUACAGCUCUCCAGGAGGCUGUGAGCCGCAACAACGUGGAGAUCUGUGAGAUCUUGGUCCAGGCCGGGGCGAAGCUCAGCCCAACCAACAUGUACGGUAUCGCGCCCCUAUUUACUGCAGCCCAGAGUGGACACGAGGAAACACUUCGAUUUCUCAUUAAACAAGGUGCUGAUAUCAACAGUGAGGCAAGUGAUGGGGCCACCGCUCUGUAUGAAGCGGCUAAGAAUGGCCAUGAGGACAUUGUGGAGCUUCUUCUUUCUCAGGAUGCUGAUGCCAACAAAGCGGGCAAGAAAGGACUUCUGCCACUACAUAUUGCUGCCCAACGAAGAGCUGAUGGUAUUGUGUCAUUGCUGAUCAAAGUCACCAGCAAGUACAGAGUGAAUCGCAGUGGAGUCAGUCCCCUCCACCUGGCCGCCGAGUGCAACAGGGACACAGUUGUGGAGAUCCUGAUUGAGGCCGGCUACGACGUCAACGCCAUGCUGUCAGAUGAUCGCUCCAUGAUGUAUGAGGACCAUCGUAGCACGACUCUCUAUUUCGCCGUCGCCAACGGCAAUGUGGACGCAGCCACCAUGCUUCUAGAUGCCGGCGCCAUCCCAAACCUGGACACCUUCAACCCGCUACUGGUAGCAUUGAGGCAGGGUAGUAUCGAAUUGGUCACAUUGCUGGUGGAGCACGGUGCCAAUGUCAACGCCUACGUACCCACUCACCCCACCUCGUUCCCGGCCACCCUCAUAUUCGGUAUGAAGUACCUGUCCAUGCUGAAGUAUCUGAUGGACAAUGGCUGCGACGCCCUCUCCUGUUUUAGUUGCACUUAUGGCAGUGGUCCACACCCACCACAUCAGGAGACCUCUGAGAGGGAUGACUUGCGCUACAAUACCAAUACACUCAGAAACACUGGGGAACCCGUUCAGUUCUGUGAGGUAAUCUCUACACGCUGGGCAGGACCCAUCAUAAAUGUACUCCUGAAUUACGUUGGCCAUGUGAAACUCUGCUCCAGACUUACUGAGCACCUAGAUAGCUUGGAGGACUGGGAAGUCAUCAAGGAGAAAGCAAGGCAUUCACGUCCACUGAUGCAGCUGUGCAGGCUGAAGAUUCGCCAGCAGGUUGGAAUCCACAGACUGAGGUACAUCAAAAAACUGCCCCUCCCACCACGACUAAUCAAGUACCUCAACCACGAAGAGCGCAACCAAGAAAAUGUUUUGUGAAUAAUAGUCUGUGACAUUAUAGUCAAAGUAAGAGAUGAUGAGGGACUACAGCACAAAUUCUCUUGACAUAAUCAGUGUUUUGGUGUGAAUCUUUUUACUCAUAUUUGAGCAGUAAUAUAGAGCAGUGCUUACCAACAUGGGGUAGUGCAAGUGGUUCUUAAUUUAUUUUAUUAUUAUUUUAUAUUUUUCUUCCAAACAUAAUGCCAUAGGGGAGUAUAGUAUAUGGUAUUAUAAGCAAUUGUACAUGAAUUUUUACAAUGCAAAUUGUGUUGCCCCUUAAAUGACAGAUUUGGACACUGAUAAACACACCGAGUGGCUGUACAGUAACAUGCUAUACAUUACAUUUCAUUACUUUACUUCUAAUUGUUUGAGACACCUGGGACAAAAACCUCCAGGGGACCAUGACACAAUGUCCCAAUAACAUACUAAAACAUCCUUGGGGACGACAGGAGGCUGCUGAGAGGGGAACGGCUCAUAAUAAUGGCUGGAACGGAGCAAAUGGAAUGGCAAUAGACACCUGGAAACCCAUUCUCUCCAAUUAAAGUGACACCAACCUCCUGUGUUGGGGAUGUCCCCGGGACAAACCCGGGAACUAGACAAAACCUCCAGGAGACCAUGACACAACGGCCCAAGAAUGACCUAAAAAACGUAAUUGGGGAUGUCCCGGGACAAAGCGGGAACCAAACAAAACCUCCAGGGGACCAUGACACAACAUCCUGACCACUUUAGGUGUCUGUUUCAUGAUGAUCCGGGGACAUUCUAACGACAAGUUUUUUGUUUGCAGGGUUAAUGUGAAAAGGAGGGGAUGCAGGGCUCAAUGGCAGAGCUAGGAGCUCUUCUUUGAGUCAUAAAAGUGCAUUGAAAUGAUUUAGGAACUGUGCACACUUUGGAGAGGUGUGUGGCCACUUGGAAACACCAGUUAGACCUCUACCUUAAACCCUUGUAUUUUUUUUGUCUUGUGUUGCACCUACCCCAAAUUUUCCACAAAUAUUCUUGUCAUGUUACUGAAUGUAUCCAGAGUAUUUUCAGAUUUUGUUAAUAACAAAUGCUGCGACAAGUAUGGCAAAUGUAAAAUGCACAUAAAAUGUAAUGUUUGGAUUCAGUCUCUUGUCAGGUGAACUGUUGUCUCCUUACCUUUAGUCUAAUAAUUGUCCCAAAAUCUCCUAACUGUUCCCUUAUAUUUGCUACCAUGGUUAUGCAUAUGCUUUCCAUUUUCUUCUGUAAAAAACAAAUUCAAUUUAGCGCUAUCCAUAUAGGCCAAUUCCCACCAGUAUAAGAGCUUUACAAACAUACAUCUGCAAUAAUAGUCCUGUAAUCUGUUACAUUCUUUGAUAAGAUAAAAUGUACUCUAAAUUUGACUGAUAAGAUAUUUUAAGUUAAAGAAUUCUGUGACUCCGCAAAUGGUAGUUCUUUUGAAGAUGAUUUGGUGGUCCCCAGAACAGAAAAGGUUGUGAACCGCUGAUAUACGGUACAAUACAGUACAGCUAGGGUUUACGAUUAAACUUUAAGAUCAGACUAAGGUAGACUUACCAAGUUGGUAACACUUUAUUUUACACUUAUAGACAUUACUAGGUGCUAGUAUUUACUAUUAUUUAAAUUCCUACGUGUUUGCAAGUACAUGGUAAAAUGGUAAUUACACAUAAAUAACCUAUGAAUUAUUUAUAUGUUUCAGUUGUGAGAGCUGUUAAUUAACUAUACAAAUGAGUGAAUUAGUUUGUCAAGCUUUAGAAAUGUGCCUGUUUGCUUGUUUGAGUGUACAGUACUUUUGGGGUAUUAUAGAACCCUGGCUAUAGUGCAGGCUCUUUUCAUUAGUUUAGCGUUAUUUGAGGUGUUAUAAUGUUCUUAUUAUGAAUGGUCUAAUCAAUUUCUCAAUGGAAGAUAAAUAAGAAAUAGAUACAUGAAUGGCUUUAUGUUAAGGUUUUGAAAGCUGCUUAUUUGAUUUUAUAGUAUUUUUGGGGCAUCGUUGGACCCUUUUAGGCUGCCCUAUAAGCAUUGUGUUUUUGUAAAUAUUUGAUUUGAACAGUUAUCAAAGUUGAGUUUGAACAUAAAUGUUUAAAGCAUUACCUGACAGUAAUUGUAUUACCAUCAUCACAGUAAAGAUUCAGAAUAGGAGAGGGAAACAGUAGACAAUUUGAUAUUUGGUGUUGAUUCACUUAAAUAGAUUUCAUUGCAAUAUUUGUAGUAUUUUGUAUGAUCUGAGGUAAGGGUCUCAUUUUUUUGGGUGACAUGGUGACAAUUCAAUCUUGUGCUAUGUUGCCUGUGAAAAAAAUCAAAUAAACAUCAUAUCCAUUUUC